This is a messenger RNA of Anarrhichthys ocellatus (wolf-eel), 1790 nucleotides long. RefSeq names its product ubiquitin specific peptidase 12a (gene usp12a). The record is from RefSeq and is a predicted model, not a curated record. The transcript is spliced from 9 exons. Bases 365 to 1483 code for a protein of 372 amino acids. Gene Ontology annotation, molecular function: cysteine-type deubiquitinase activity. Gene Ontology annotation, biological process: protein deubiquitination. Lineage: Eukaryota; Metazoa; Chordata; Actinopteri; Perciformes; Anarhichadidae. Gene Ontology annotation, cellular component: cytosol; nucleus.
AUGCGCAUGCGCAAAAGUUCCGUGAGGCUAAGCUUGAUUUUUCAAGUUACGUAUAGUGACGUUACUAUAUCGAAUAUUUUGACGUUAUGUAACUUGGCUUCGACAACUGCGUUUUUCUUAGAAGCUUAUGAGUGUCUAAAUGUGUCACACUAUAUAACUUAAAACAAAGCGAACCGCUUUACUGUGCACUUCCGACCGUGAUUAACUGAAGACGGAAACAACAAGCAGUGAAUGCUCUCGUUUUCUUCAGCCGUUGGACCUUUUCGUCGCGAGCUCAGCAUUAUCGCUUGCCUUGCCUCACGAGGGAACCAGCCCAGCCCAGUCUUGUCAGCGCGCGGCGGUGGUUGAAGAUGGCGCUAGCCGAAUGGAAAUCCUAAUGACAGUCUCCAAAUUUGCCUCUUUUUGUACCAUGGGCGCCAAUGCCUCUGCUCUGGAGAAAGAGAUUGGAUCUGAGCAGUUUCCAGUCAAUGAGCACUACUUUGGCCUGGUCAAUUUUGGAAACACCUGCUACUGCAACUCGGUGCUGCAGGCUCUGUACUUCUGCCGACCGUUUCGGGAGAAGAUCUUGGCGUACCGCAGUCAGCCUCGGCGAAAGGAGAACCUGCUCACCUGCCUGGCCGACCUCUUUCACAGUAUUGCCAACCAGAAGAGGAAAGUGGGCGUCAUACCGCCCAAGAAGUUCAUCACACGGCUUCGCAAAGAGAAUGAGCUGUUUGACAAUUACAUGCAGCAGGAUGCCCAUGAAUUCCUGAACUACCUGCUCAACACCAUCGCAGACUUGCUUCAGGAGGAGAGAAAGCAGGACAAGACCAACGGCCGCCUUGCCAACGGCACGUUGGACUCUCAGAACAACAACAGCAAUGCCACGCCCGCUCCGACCUGGGUCCAUGAGAUCUUCCAAGGCACUCUGACCAAUGAGACGCGCUGCCUCACCUGUGAAACGAUAAGCAGCAAAGAUGAGGAUUUUCUGGACCUUUCUGUGGAUGUAGAACAGAAUACCUCCAUCACGCACUGCCUCAGAGGUUUCAGUAACACAGAGACUCUGUGCAGUGAGUACAAAUACUACUGUGAAGAAUGUAGAAGCAAGCAGGAGGCACACAAGAGGAUGCGUGUUAAGAAGCUGCCGAUGAUCUUGGCUCUGCACCUGAAGCGCUUUAAGUACAUGGAGCAGCUGCAGCGCUACACCAAGCUGUCCUAUCGCGUCGUCUUCCCUCUGGAGCUCCGCCUGUUCAACACCUCCGGGGACGCCACCAAUCCGGAGAGGCUCUACGACCUGGUCGCUGUGGUGGUGCAUUGUGGGAGUGGGCCAAACAGGGGUCACUACAUUGCCAUUGUGAAAAGUCAUGACUUCUGGUUGCUGUUCGAUGAUGAUAUUGUAGAGAAAAUCGAUGCACAGGCCAUAGAAGAGUUCUACGGACUCACUUCUGAAAUAUCCAAGAACUCCGAGUCGGGCUACAUCCUCUUCUACCAGUCCAGAGACUAAACGUGGAGCAGCCGUGUUCUGCCACAGAAACCAGAAGAAAGGCUCUGUUCCCUCUUUACGAGGAGCGGCGGACUGUAAACACGCCACAGCAGCCCGCACGGCGUCACACCUGCCCGCACAGCUGUAUUUAAUUCUUGUGCUUCUUACACGCUCGGCGCUGCAGCUCAGCCGUUGGAAGUUCCUCCUCCUUCCCCUGUGUCCUUCCAUUCCACCUCGUCCCCUUCACUCUGGACGCUGCUGCUGCCUGGACGAUGAGACGAUAAUGAAUGCAAACUGUGUCAAGAUUGUUUUUAAAAAAACAAGACGU